This is a messenger RNA of Oncorhynchus tshawytscha (Chinook salmon), 1658 nucleotides long. RefSeq names its product ubiquitin-conjugating enzyme E2 L3. Lineage: Eukaryota; Metazoa; Chordata; Actinopteri; Salmoniformes; Salmonidae. The transcript has 4 exons. Bases 116 to 580 code for a protein of 154 amino acids. The record is from RefSeq and is a predicted model, not a curated record.
AAUCAAAGUACACUCAAAUUACAGUGCGUACACAGUACACACAGUGGACAGAGGUGAGAGUGAGUGGACUAUUUGGAUAUCGCUGUGUAUUCUGGGUACAGACAGUAAUUCCACGAUGGCGGCGAGCAGGAGGCUGCACAAGGAACUUGAUGAAAUCCGCAAGUCUGGAAUGAAAAAUUUCCGUAACAUUCAAGUGGAUGAAACAAAUAUUUUGACUUGGCAAGGCCUCAUUGUUCCAGACAACCCUCCAUACGAUAAAGGUGCGUUCAGGAUCGAGAUAAUCUUCCCUGCGGAGUACCCCUUCAAGCCCCCCAAGAUCACGUUCAAGACGAAGAUCUACCACCCCAACAUCGACGAGAAGGGACAGGUGUGUCUGCCUGUGAUCAGCGCAGAGAAUUGGAAACCAGCCACUAAAACUGACCAAGUGAUCCAGUCCCUGAUCGCGCUGGUCAACGACCCCCAGCCAGAGCAUCCUCUCAGGGCAGACCUAGCAGAGGAAUACUCUAAGGACCGUAAAAAAUUCUUUAAGAACGCAGAAGAGUUUACAAAGAAACAUGGAGAAAAACGACCUAUGGACUGAGAACGCAAACGUGUGACUCCCUCUUCCCUUUCUUCCCUCCCCCGGGACCCUCUCUCAACUCCUCUCUCUCCCCCCUUCCAAGACCACCUAUACCCCCUUUGUUCUUACCCCAUCUCCUGAAAAUGGCCCUCACACACGUACACAUCCUUCUAGCCCCCCUCCUCCUCCUGGGGUGGUAUAUCUCGGCUCCACUUUGCCCUGGCAACAGGACUUUGUCGUGAAUCAGGCUCGUCGGUCACCUCUGGGUGUUAGCUUGUGGCUGUUACUAACUUUCUACUGAUUUCUUAAAUUAAAUUAUAAAAGUGCCGGAUUUGGGCCAGAGAGAGCAACCUGUAACAGGGAGAGGAAACAAAUAUGUGGAUAAAAUGUUGUUCUGCUCAUGAUUUGUUCACAGAAGUGUAUUGAUUGCUGGAGCAGACCUGUAUAAAGAUUGUUGACUGUUUUGAAAGCUAUUUGCUAAAUGCUCAACUUGUGGUCUGUUUGCUAACCCUUUUCCUCUCACUCCUUCCCCUCACUAAAAUAUGUAACAUAAAAAAAACAACCCCAAAAGCAACUAAAUGAUAAACAUUUAAAGCAUCCAGGUUCAGGAGGUGUGUGACAAAAUGUUUAUUUUAUAUUUCUUUUUAUUGUUUUGCUUAAGUUGCACUUUGCUCUGUGGAACUAGCUUUUAAGUUCACCAUAAAACUUCAGUUUGUCACCAAUACGAUGUUCCAGAUGUUAUAAAAAGGAGAAGAAAAAAAUGUGUGUGAACCUUAAUUGAGAAAUUAUCAUGAAAUGUUUUGUAAAGCAGAUAUAUGACACUUCCUGUAAAGGUCUGACCAUGUGACAGGAAGUACCCCUCUUUACACCUUUGCCCACUUGCCUUUUCCAAGAAGGGAAUUGGACUAUCACAUCUUGUUCCCAUGGAAACUGCUUAUCAUUCUUCCUCUGUGACUGGGGGGAUGGCAAAACGUUUUCUGGGUAUUGAAGUGAUCAGCCCUAGAAAGGCACUGCACAAAUUCACUAAUCUUGUACACAUAUUUGUCAUACAAAGUGAUUUGUGAAUCAGAUGAUUAAAUUGCAGAAGUUUAGUCAUUUA